AACUGAGGUAAUAAAGUUGCUCAGUAUUUCAUCUAACAGAUGGGAUUAGCUGGAUGCAUCCAGACAUGAAUGUAUAGCUGUUCUAUUUAUUGGGUUUCUAUGGCGUAGCUGUUGUAUUGUUUUGGUUGGGAAAUUUGCCUGCUACAGCAACGAAUCACUUUCACUAAGUGAUGGAUGAGCAGACGGGCUCUCCUGCAGGCAACGCUGACAACAACAGCCAGAGAAAUGGAGACGAGAAACCUCAACGUGGCAGCUGGACCAAAGGGAGGAAGAGGAAGAAGCCAAUGAAGGACAGCAACGCGCCCAAAGCUCCCCUGACGGGCUACGUUCGCUUCAUGAACGACAGGCGGGAGCAGCUGCGGGCGGAGCGUCCGGACGUGCCCUUCCCAGAGAUCACCAGGAUGCUGGGCAAUGAGUGGAGCAAGCUGCCCCCGGAGGAGAAGCAGCGAUAUUUGGACGAAGCGGAGCGAGAUAAGGAGCGCUACAUGCGAGAGCUGGAGAAGUACCAGAAGACCGAGGCCUACAAGCAUUUCACCCGGAAGGUCCAGGAGAAGCAGAAGGGCAAGAGGCACCGGGGAGAUGUUGGGCACCAAGUCGCCAGCGAGGCUCUUCAUGAGAAAGACGCGGAAGGAAAGGACAGGACCGUGUUUGACAUCCCAAUCUUCACGGAAGAGUUUCUCAACCACAGCAAAGCGCGAGAGGCCGAGAUGCGGCAGCUGCGCAAGACCAACAUGGAGUACGAGGAGCGCAACGCGGCGCUGCAGAAGCACGUGGAGAGCAUGCGCGGGGCGGUGGAGCGGCUGGAGGGCGACGUGAUGCAGGAGCGGGAACGCAACGGGCUCCUGCACCAGCACCUGGAAACCCUGCGCCAGGCGCUCACCUCCAGUUUCUUAACGGUGCCUCUGCCAGGCAGCGGAGAAACCCCGACCCUCGACACCAUCGACUCUUACAUGAAGAAGCUCCACACCGUCAUCGUCAGCAGCCCACAGGAGCACGAGAGUCUCAUCAACACAGUGAGAGACGUAGUCAGCCGCCUGGACAGAUAAUCGGACGGAGUUCAGCUGAUUUGAUGGGCCGGGAUUCGUCUUCAAGACGUCUCAUCAGCUUGUCGUCUCCCGGCUGAGUUACAAAAAUGUCCAGACUCUGCUGUGAUCACAUUGGUGACUGUGUGGUAGCGUCUCAUAUUAAUUUAUUUUGUCCCCAACAGUUUACGCCUGAUUGGUAGGGCGGUAGUGAUCUUCUUGAACCGGACAUUUUCUGAUGUUUCCAUCCUCUCCAUUCAUGUCUAGCAGCUGCCUCCUCACCAGGCCCAUCACGAUCACACAUGCUGUGUUUGUGUUACUCCGUUACCGAGAAAUAUCCCUGACAUGUCUGUUACUCUCGUAUAAUCGGUCGAAGAAGAAGAAGAAUGAGGAGAAAAGAAAAAAAAAAACUUGUGCCA
This is a messenger RNA of Xiphophorus couchianus (Monterrey platyfish), 1441 nucleotides long. It is a transcript of the gene hmg20a, whose product is annotated as high mobility group 20A. Gene Ontology annotation, cellular component: nucleus. Bases 171 to 1046 code for a protein of 291 amino acids. Lineage: Eukaryota; Metazoa; Chordata; Actinopteri; Cyprinodontiformes; Poeciliidae. The transcript has 9 exons. Gene Ontology annotation, biological process: regulation of gene expression. The record is from RefSeq and is a predicted model, not a curated record.